Molecule: messenger RNA, 3017 nt
Organism: Danaus plexippus (monarch butterfly)
Lineage: Eukaryota; Metazoa; Arthropoda; Insecta; Lepidoptera; Nymphalidae
Gene: Cln7
Product: major facilitator superfamily domain-containing protein 8
Exons: 6
Coding region: 157-1677 (506 amino acids)
Biological process (GO): transmembrane transport
Cellular component (GO): lysosomal membrane
Molecular function (GO): transmembrane transporter activity
Source: RefSeq, a predicted model, not a curated record
GAGCGCGCUCAGAGCGCAUGAUUGUACCCGCCGUAACCUCGUUUUCUUUGUUUACAAUUCAAACGACGAAUUGUUGUGUACAAUGUGUAUCGACGUGCAUUUAAUUAGUGUUUGUAAAUACAGCUGACAGUGUUUUUUUAUUAUAUAGACAGUAAAAUGGAAUGGUUAAAAGAUAAAAUGGGUUUGGUGGGUCGAAAUCGUACAGAGGGCGAUGCGCUGGAGUCAGCUCAGGAACGUCGCGAGCGCUGGAGGAGUGUUUAUAUCAUAUAUUUCACUAUGUUCCAAAUGUCACUUGGUUUCAGUAUCGUGCUUACUGGCGUGUGGCCUUACCUUGAUAAGUUGCAGCCAGGGUCUAGCAAAGAAGCUUUAGGGUUGGCAGUUGGAGCCAGUCCGCUUGGACAACUCGCAGCCUCGCCUUUACUCGGUUUUUGGGCAAACCGUGCAGGAAGUGCUCGUGGCCCAAUGUUAACAACCCUGGCAUUGUUCGUCAUGGCAUCAACUUUGUACGCACAUUUGCACUUGACGCGCCCAUAUGCUCAUCAUUGGAUGCUGGCAGCAAGAGCUCUUGUUGGAGUUAGUUCGGCGAAUGUGGCUGUAGCAAGGUCAUAUUUGUCGGCUGCAACCCGUGAAAGCGAAAGAACGAGAGCUGUUGCUGGAGCAUCAUUGGCCCAAGUCCUAGGUUUUGUAGUUGGCCCGGCUCUACAGGCUGCUGUUGCCCCUCUCGGGCCCGGCGAACCUUACCCUCCACUCGGACAAUACAAUCAUCCAAUAAGGUUGGAUAUGUACACAGCUGCCGGUUGGAUUAACGCAGUACUAGGACUCAUAAAUUUUAUUCUCUUUCUUCCUUUCUUUUUUAAAGAAAAGAAGAUAGCUGCCAGAGAAGCUAUGUUGGCUCAUGGCAAGGAAACGGAAAAAGAAGCAAUGAAGGCUAUUAAACCGGACUAUGUCAGUAGUUGGAUGCUUGUUGGUGCUUUCUUCGUUUUGGUGUUUAACUUCGUUCUUCUUGAGACUUUGGCAACUUCCCUAACCAUGGAUCAGUUUGCAUGGAAUAAGAAGCAAGCAUUAGAAUACAUGGGAGCACUCAUGAGCGCUGGCGCAAUAGUGGCUUGUGUUGUGUUCGCGCUCAUUACGCCUCUUACUAAGUUAUUUGAGGAAAGAGCAUUGUUACUCUGGGGAGGUUUUCUGUUAACCGGCAUGGCAUCAAUACUCUGUAUUCCCUGGGGUCCGGGACCUCCACCUUUGGCGGGUAGCUCCGGUGUAACGGAGGAGGCAGGUGGCGGCUGCCCUCAGCACAGCCAGCCCUGGUGCGAGAAUUCACGCGGUUUAACUAUCGUGCAAUUCUUAUUGGGAUAUACCUGUGUGUCUAUUGGUUAUCCGCUAGGAGUUACACUUAUACAAACUAUAUUUUCUAAGGUUCUAGGUCCUCGACCUCAAGGCGUCUGGAUGGGAGUCCUUACAGGAGCCGGAUGCGUCUCCCGUGCACUUGGUCCAGUGUUCGUGUCAGCAGUUUACGCCAGACAUGGACCCGACGCUACCUUCGCAUCGACUGCGGCUUUAACCUUCGUAGCGUUAUUAGCUUUGAGGCUUGUAUACUCCAGGCUGAAGCCACCUCCCAGCCCAGAGGUUGUACCACCAAGAGAGAUGAUGCCGUUAAAACAGAAUGAAAACGUAUCGUGAUUGUGAAGAACAUCAUUAUUAAAUCAUUAUCAAAAAUUUAGAUUAAAAAGGGAUACAAACAUAGAGGAUUUUUAAAAAUAACAAACACAGUAAUUACUUGUAAAUAGAUAAAAUAAAAUUGUAAUGUAAAUUAAUAAUAUAAAUUUUUAUCGCGCUAAUACUAGACAUCUUCUUAAGAAUGCGAGGGGCAGAGCGGGAUAGGUAAACACAAAUAUGUUAAGCAUGCUCAUUCUACCGUUACAUGAUCAAAUUUUUUGCACUGGUUAAUUUUUUAAGCACAAGAUAUAAAUCCUGUGAUAUUUUGACAAAAAAAUGUUAAUAGUAAUAUUUACAAUUGUUGUAGUACAAAAGGCUGACAAGAAAAGUAUGGGACUCAUGUAUGAUAUCGGUAUUAAUAGAUAAGUUGUAGAGGCUACGGGAGUAUUAGCCCGUACCGUAAUUCGAAUUGGUAGUGGAGGAAAUUCCUUUCGACAAAUAUCGUUUAUUUGGAAGUGCAAAUUCAACAGUAAAAAAAAUAUGUCAAACAAAAUUUUAACUAGGUGAGUGAAACAUUUAACAAUUUAACUCAGUCGAAAGCUCAACUCUUUUGUGACCUGAAAUAUAGAACUCAGGCCAAAAAUACUUAUAUAAUAUACCAACAACAAAAUAUUAACGGACCGAGUUCGUUCCUUUUAUGAUUGUUCAACUUUCAGUGUAUUAUCCUCAUCGUAACUCAAAUAAUAUAUUUCCGUCAUUGUAUUAUAAAAUUUCACAUAUCAAAGGAUUCGUUUAGUUAUUUGCGCCAAAUCAAUGUUAAACAUUUUAAAUACAUACAUGUAACACGGCAUGAGUUUUAAUAAAGUUUUUAUAUAGAAAGGAUAAUUAAUUAAUACUUUCAUGUGCCUAUUAAUUUUAUUAAGCCCGAAAAAUAAAAAACAUUACAUUACAUUAGGACAUUAGUUUGUAAUUUGGUUAUCCGGACAUUUAUUUGACAUCAAAUAUGACAUAUGUCUUGUCGUUAACCAACACCAGCUUUCCCUUAUCGCAGGAGGUUACUAGCAUAAGCGCAGAACUAAAAUUUACUGACGACGAAAAGCAAUACAAGUGUUUUUUAUAAAGUUAUAACCAAUUUAUUUAUGUAAAGUAUACUAAUAAUAUAAUGUUGUGUAAGUGUAACCAAUAUAUAUAUAUUUUAAGUGUUUUAUUGAUAACAUUAGUUUUGGAUUUGAGGUGUAUUAAAAUACAAGACUGAACGUUUAUAAUGUUUACAGAUAAUGAAUUUAUUUGUAUAUAACAUAUGCUCAAGAGGACUAUUUUUAUUUUAAGGCCUUAUAUUUACUAAAUAAAUUCGAUGAAAAGAC